Molecule: messenger RNA, 1540 nt
Organism: Owenia fusiformis
Lineage: Eukaryota; Metazoa; Annelida; Polychaeta; Sabellida; Oweniidae
Source: the annotation of a GenBank genome assembly
UCUUAUUUCAGUUAUAUUCAUGGAAUAUUAUGAUUGCAUAUUGUAAUUAAAAGAAAAGAAUUUAAAAAAAAAUUAAAAACUAUAAAAAAAUUCAAGUAUGAACAAAUAACAUUCACAUAGAACAAGUGGCGCAUCUACUGUGACAUAGGAUUUAUUGUUUGAAUAAUGCAUAUGGAGCAUGCUUUUGUUUUAAUAAGUGUGUGCUAAAAUUAGGAAAUAUGGGAUGUACCCUUUGGAACUGAUGCAGAUAUAAUACAAGUAUGAUUACAUGUAUGUACACAUUCAUUUCAAAAACUAAAUAGAAGAACACAAUCAUUUAGUGAAGGCACAACAAACAUGUAUUUAUCAAAUAUUUUCACUCUAAGACACAUCAAGAAGUCCUUCAAUAUCUUAGCCAUAAUUGCCUUAAUAAUGACCAUAGGGUGCAGAGUAUGGCAAACUUGGAUAUUCCAAAGCGUGGAUCAGUUGCACAAUGCCUCUGUGUGUAAACCAAAAAUGAACAUAGUAUUUGUGAAAAUACCUAAAUGUGCAAGUUCAACUGUUACUAAUAUCUUCCAAAGAUAUGGUGAGAAACAUCAUCUCAAGUUUCUGCUUCCUGAGAAUAAUUAUUUUCUUGGGGGUUACCCGGAACCUUUUACAAUCCUACCAGAAUAUCGCGGACACCAGUAUAACAUGAUGGUGAAUCAUGUGAUAUUUAAUGCAAAACCUAUACAAGAUCUAAUGCCGAAUGAUACUGUAUACAUUGGGGUUGUGAGACAUCCUGUAUCACAUCUUAAGUCUAUUUAUAAUUUUUUCCAUCUUUGGGAAAGUGGCCUACCUGCUUUAGAUCAGUUCGAGGAAAACCCAUUAUUGUAUUAUAGAAAGGCAAAUACAUAUUUAACAAAGAUGCGAAUUAGAAACUUUCAAAGUUAUCAUUACAAGCUUCAAACUACAGCCAAACUCAACGCAACUGAAGUUGAACGAUUUGUACAUAUCAUUGAUGGACAGUUUGAUUUUGUUAUUGUGGCUGACCAUUUAAAGGAGUCUCUGCUACUGUUAAAGGACUACCUCUGUUGGAGUAUGGAGGAUAUACUAUUUGUGUCUCAUAAGGUCAGGGAUUAUGAUCAUCCAAAUGGGGAGCAUAACCAAGAUUUAGAAAUGGUGGAGAGAAAUAUAAGAAACUGGAGUUCUGCAGAUUUUGCUCUGUUUGAACAUUUUAAUGAAACUUUAUGGAGUAAGAUUGCAAGUAAAGAUUCUAAUGUCUUUCAAGAUGAACUAACUGAAUAUAGCAAGCAACUUGAAAUUGUGAAUAAGGCAUGUUUAAAGUAUGACCUUUCAGCUUUCUCUUAUGGAAAUGGGACAUUUUCCAAUGAAGAUAAUUCCCACAAAGAUGAAGUUCUCUCAAAGAGAGAAACAUUUUCUAAAAGAGAUUUUUCAGACAAGAAUGGAGUUAAUCCAAAGAGAGAUACAUUCUCUGAAAGAGAUACUAAAAAUGACUCUGAAUUCUCACAAUGUGCUAAAAUGUAUUUGAAACCACCAUUAUAUGUGAUGCGUCUUAAGG